AUGGGCAACGUCACUUCUGCAUUACAACACGAAGAAGCGUGUCGACUUCGCGAAAAUAAACAUCCCAACUUAAACGCUGUCCACGAAUAUGACAAGAACACUGCCUAUAGAACCGCAAGCUGGACCAACGACCGCAAAAAGCUUGCACGACGGAGGACGAGAUGGGGGCUCAAAGGUAGCUACAACACAGAUGCAUACAAUUUCUUGACAUCCCGAGCACUGGUCAGCGAUGACCCGAACGAGAUAUGGGAGGGCGUUCAACUCCUCGGCAAGGGCGCUUUCGGCACAGUCGGCUUAUGGAAGAGAUUUGAUAGCAGAGGACAUGUCAUAGACUCGGUCGCGAUCAAGGAAAGCAAAGAAUCGGAUCCGAGAGUGAAAGUCGAUUUGCUCCGGCGGACGCAUGGCAGGGAGAAGAUCCCACGAAAGGCUUUCUGGCAGGAUUUCUUCAGUCGACGGACUCCUUACGUACCUGUCUUGAGGAAGAUUGUUCAUUUCCUAGGCUCGACGAACUCAUGGCGCUUCUAUACUGAAUACUGUCCGAACGGGGAUAUCUUCGGUCUCAUCGAAGUCUAUCAGAAGUACAAUGCAGAUCGCGCACAAAAGCACCCACACGAGCCGGUCGAGCGGAUUCCCCUGCUAUACGUUUGGGCUGUCCUGUACAGUCUUGCGCAUGCCCUGCACAGGCUCAAGCUCUCGGAAAGAGAUGAGGACGAGAUCGACGACGUCUUGAACCAUGACCUUCUGGAUGGUCCUUCCGAUCCAAUGUUCGUCCUCCACCUCGACAUCAAGGACGCAAAUAUCCUGCUCGGAAACCCCUACAAGCACCAUCUCAUGCGAGGCUACCCAAUAGCGAAGCUCGCUGACUUCGGCCUCGCCUCGCUGACCAGCAUGAACCACGAACGGAACUCACGCAAAUGGAGAGAAUGGGGCACCAAGAUCUGCGAUCCACCAGAACAGUACGACAAGGGCCACUUCGACCACUUCUGGCAGAAUCCCACAAUCCAUCCUGGCCGCAACACUUCAUACCCCUUCACCCCAAAGCACGGCGUCUGGCAGAUCGCAGCCGUGGUCUUCUCCAUGAUCGAUCUCGGCCCGAACAAUCUGUGGCUGGACCAACAACUGCAGUAUCUUGCACGAAAUCCGCGGGAGGCGGAGCGAAAAUGCAAUAGCAGCAGGCCUCGUGGCCAAUGGCUAGAAGGGCGCUUCACGCACGAGAGUUUCGCGGACUACGGUACGGAUAUUAUGCACCUGUUGGCGAGUUGCCUUAACAUGAUACCUGAGAACCGGCCGAGUGCUAGAGAAGUUAUGAAUGCGUGCUUGAGGGGCAUGCAGAACGAAGUCGACCGCUUGGAACGUGAGCGGAUCGCGUACCCUGUCGUGUUCUUUGGGGACUAUGGUCUGGAGGAGUUGAAGGAUCAUAUGCGGUCGAGGCGGGCGAGGAAGGAGCGGAGGAGGAGGGAGGAUAGGGAUGGGAAAAGGCGGAGGCAUAGCCACUGGUGA
Molecule: messenger RNA, 1500 nt
Organism: Cyphellophora attinorum
Lineage: Eukaryota; Fungi; Ascomycota; Eurotiomycetes; Chaetothyriales; Cyphellophoraceae
Exons: 1
Coding region: 1-1500 (499 amino acids)
Biological process (GO): protein phosphorylation
Molecular function (GO): ATP binding; protein kinase activity
Source: RefSeq, a predicted model, not a curated record